AUAAAUAGUUAAAUCCAGAGUGUUUUUAGUACUAUCAGGAACAGAACUUGGUGGGGGUGUGAAAGUCAAUGUCAUUUCUUCUUCUUGUUAAAGUUUUAUAGUGUAAUUGUUAAAAAAAAAAAAAGGGAAAAACAAAAGGGAGAGGUUAGUAAGGAAAUUUGCAAUAUUUUUGCAUAUUUGUGGGCAAAGUCCAAAAGCCAGAUAGAUAUAGGUCAAUGAAAAAGAAAGAGAGAUAAGUAGCAACACACAGUUGGGGGAGGUAAUGAAUAUUGAGUUUGGGGGGGAUUCACAGAUCAUCAACAGCUGAAGUAAAUGUGCAAUUACUUUGGAUGGUCUGGUUUUAUUUGGCUUACAGAAAAGAAAAUAUAAAGAGAGGGAGAGAGAGAGAAAAUAAAAAUAGUUGUGAUAAUACUAGAAAAGAUAUUACACAGAGAGAGAGCUUUGGAGUUGGAAUUAAGGUGUUUUUUCAAGGAGAUUCAUUGAUUCCCCAGCCUUAAGCUGAAGCUUUGUAAGAAUCUUUUCUUUCUCCAGCUUGGGUUUGUGCAGAAUCAUUUUUUUCCGCCACAUUCACCUCUCAGUAGUGUCUUUUUCCCGUGUCUCUUCUUUGUCAUUUCUGCUGGGAUCUGGAUUUUAUUGGCUUCAUCUUGCUCUUACCUCAAGUUGAUUUCUCGAGUCUCUUUGUUUGUGGGUUUGUGAAAAAGAUUGAAUCUUGAGUUUUUUUUUUUUUUUUUUCUGUGUCUCCGCAUCUUUCUUUCUUUUCCUUUUUUUGUUUAUUACCUUGCCUUGCUAUUUUAAUAAUCUGUAAAGGGUUGGAACAGGUAGAAUAAUCACUGAUUUCACUCUUUAUACUUUGAUUCUGCCGGCCGCAUUGAUUUUCUUUUGCUUUGAAAUUCUGGGCUCCAGUCCAUUUUCUCUUCUUUGCUGAAGUCUACUGUCUUGGAAAUUUUAGGAAUGGUCAAAUCUAGGGUUUUGUUUUUCGAUCUGAUGUUCUUUUCAUUUCCCCCUCUUAAUUCCUUUCCGUGAGAUUUGGAGUCCUUAUUUGAAUUCUUAGGUAAAGUGAAUCCUUUGUCUCUUUACCCUCCUUGAGAUACGGAAUUUGAUUUUAGAAAGCAAAGGUUUACGAUUCUUGAGAGCUUUUUAGCUCGAUUCCUUUUCCUUUUCCUAGGAUUGAGUUUGAAUUUGAGUCUUGCUUUUUCUGGGGUUUGGUGUUUGUUUGAUGGGCUAAACAUAUCCUUUCCCUCCGGUGAUGCUCUGAGUCGUGCUCUUUUUUUUUUCACCUUGUCACUAAGGCUGAUUAUCACCAUCCAACAAAAAAGGAAGCUUUGAUGCAUCUUUCACUAUGGAAGCCAAUAUCUCACUGUGCUGCUCUGAUAUUGGAUAAGAAGAGCAGACGGAAAGAUGGGUCAAGUCACUCAACUGAGGAAAUUAAGAGAAACCCUUCAAUUCUGAGGAAGUUGCAGGAGCACAAGCUCAGAGAGGCUCUUGAGGAAGCAUCUGAAGAUGGGUCACUCAUUAAAUCGCAGGAUAUGGAAGAGUCGAUGGCAAACCAGGAUGAGGGCUUGGGCCGAUCAAGGUCACUUGCCAGGCUUCAUGCUCAGAAGGAAUUUCUCAAAGCCACCGCUCUUGCAGCUGAGCGUAUCUAUGAAUCGGAGGACUCCAUUCUGGACAUUGAGGAAGCAUUUGAGAAGUUUCUAACUAUGUAUCCAAAGUAUCAGUCAUCCGAGAGGAUUGAUGAGCUGAGGGCAGAUGAGUAUUCUCACCUUUCUGGCCCUGUUCCUAAGGUAUGUCUGGACUACUGUGGAUUUGGGCUAUUUUCAUUUCUUCAAUCUGUUCAUUAUUGGGAAUCUUCUACUUUUAGCCUCUCUGAGAUAACUGCCAAUUUGAGUAAUCAUGCUUUAUAUGGGGGUGCUGAGAAAGGGUCUGUGGAAUAUGACAUUAAAGCCAGAAUUAUGGAUUACUUGAACAUUCCUGAGCAUGAGUACGGGCUUGUUUUUACUGUUAGUCGAGGGUCGGCUUUUAAACUGUUAGCUGAGUCGUAUCCUUUUCAUACAAACAAAAGGCUGUUGACCAUGUUUGAUCAUGAAAGCCAGUCAGUGAGUUGGAUGGCUCAAAGUGCCAGGGAGAAAGGUGCAAAAGUGAAUAGUGCUUGGUUUAAAUGGCCAACCCUCAAACUUUGCUCAACUGAUCUGAGGAAGCAAAUAUCUAGCAAGAAGAGAAGGAAGAAAGAUUCAGCAGUUGGUCUUUUUGUCUUCCCUGUACAGUCUAGAGUGACAGGAGCAAAGUAUUCUUACCAGUGGAUGGCACUGGCCCAGCAGAAUAACUGGCAUGUCUGUCUUGAUGCUGGAGCUUUGGGUCCUAAAGACAUGGAUUCUCUAGGCCUUUCACUCUUCCGACCGGACUUUAUUAUUACAUCCUUCUACAGGGUUUUUGGUUAUGAUCCUACUGGAUUUGGAUGCCUUCUGAUCAAGAAAUCUGUGAUGGGAAGCCUCCAAAAUCAGUCUGGACAUGCUGGGUCGGGCAUAGUGAAAAUUACCCCCGUCUUUCCUCUGUAUCUGAGUGACUCCAUUGAUGGUUUUCCUGGACUGGUUGAGGAUGAUGAGGUUGGUGAAAACUUCGAAAUGAAAACUGAAAGUCGCCCAGGAACACAGCUGCCUGCUUUUUCGGGUGCAUUUACAUCUGCGCAGGUAAGGGAUGUGUUUGAGACUGAGAUGGAACAUGAUAACAGUUCUGAUAGGGAUGGCACAAGCACCAUAUUUGAAGAAACUGAGAGUAUUUCUGUUGGGGAAGUAAUGAAAAGUCCAGUCUUUAGUGAAGAUGAAUCAUCUGAUAACUCUCUCUGGAUUGAUCUGGGGCAGAGUCCGGUGGGCUCUGAUAAUGCUGGUCCAGUAAACAAACAAAAAGUGGCAUCUCCCGCACCACCAUUUUGGUUUUCUGGAAGAAAGAAUAAUAAGAGGCUCUCACCAAGACCAGUAAGGACGUUAAAUAGCCCAAUAUACGACAAGGAGGCUACCCCCAGGCACAACGAAGAUCAUAUGCUGUCUUUUGAUGCUGCUGUUCGAUCUGUGUCGCAUGAAUCAGACCAUGUUAAGGACAUAUCUGAUGUAGAGCAGUCAAGUGAAAGAUGUCCAGCUGUGAGAGAAAGUAGAAAAGCUCAAAAUGUUUAUCAUGUUCAGGAGAUUGAAGAAGAACCUGAUGUUUGUGAACCAGUUCAGACAUCCUCUGUUUCUCAGCGAAAGGUCCGUGAGAAUGGUUCAUCUGCGGCGUUGUGCUCUGAGCCAAAAGAGAGUGCUAUAAGAAGGGAGACCGAAGGUGAAUUCAGAUUACUGGAAAGGAGAGAAGGAAACAGAUAUGCAGGUGGUAGAUUUUUUGGCAUUGAAGAGAUUGAGCAGUCUGGAAGCAGGGGAAGAAGAGUGUCCUUUAGCAUGGAAGACACUCACAAGUCACGUCUCAGCCAUACCUUGGAGCCAGGGGAAUUAUCAGCAAGCCUGGAUGAUGAUGAUUAUGCAAGUGAUGAGGACUAUGUUGAUGGCCAAGAAUCUGAUAGAAGAGAGCCUGAGAUAAUAUGCAGGCAUCUUGAUCAUAUAAAUAUGUUGGGACUUAACAAGACUACGCUGAGAUUACGGUUCCUGAUCAACUGGCUUGUAACUUCGCUGCUCCAGUUGAGGUUACCUGGUCCAAAUGGUCAGGGUUCUGUACCACUUGUUCACAUUUAUGGGCCGAAAAUAAAGUAUGAAAGAGGUGCAGCUGUUGCAUUCAAUGUGAAAGAUAGAAGUAGGGGUCUAAUUAGUCCAGAGGUUGUGCAGAAGCUGGCUGAAUCGGAUGGCAUCUCUCUUGGUGUGGGCAUUCUCAGUCACAUCCGGAUAAUAGAUAGCCCGAAGCAGCAACGUAACCUGGAAGAUACCACCCUUUGCAAGCCAAUGGAGAACGGCAGGCAUGAUGGUAGAAGUGGGUUCAUCAGAGUGGAAGUUGUUACCGCUUCUCUCGGUUUUUUGACUAAUUUUGAUGACGUUUAUAAGUUGUGGGCUUUUGUGGCCAAGUUUCUCAACCCCACAUUCAUCAAAGAAGGUUCCCUUCCAACUGUUCUUGAAGAUGCUGAAGUACAGGUCUGAGAACUGCUGUGGGUUGUUUUGUGAACCUUGGCUCCAGUAUUGUGAGGGGGAGAAAUUGAUGCCUGAAUUGAGGCUCUAUCUUUGAAAACUAUUCUUUUCAGGUGCAAGCAAGGAAAUGAAAUGUGAGGUUCUAUAUUGGAUUCUCUGCCUUGAUUCUUUGCUGCAAGCCGGGUGCAUUUGUUCAUUCAUGGUUUUUUUGGUUACUUAAUUUUUGAGUUUCUUGUAGAGUUGGCUUUAGAAAUUUGUAUGAUCUAAGGGUAGUUAUAAUGACCUAAAUCAAAAAAUUAUAUAAGGGGCAGGAACACUGGCAGCUGACAUUUGGCCUUCUACCAAAUUGCUCUGUUGUAUAUUAUCAAGAUGUUAAUCGCUUGUUUGGUUAUUCCUCAAAUUUUUGCCCUGACCAGAUAGAUAUGCAAGUUUCUUGGCCAUUUCCCUCUUUGCAAAUUCCUUGUUUUGAAUGAGUAAUCCAUUGCAUAUAGCAGAUCCCAAUCGAGCACCUUUCAAGUUUAAGGUUCAUUUGUUCGUUGGAUUUCGUAUACUGGUACGAGGAAAUUUGAACUUACAAUGUGGGAAGAAACCUUUGUCAACCCUUGAUUGAUGCUAGAAGUGAAUCUGCCAAUGUCCGAUUGAGCUUACUUUAGGAACACUGUUUAUUGCAUUAGGAUGACAUAAGAAGUAUAGAAACCGCAAUAGAAGGUAAGUUGAUGUCAAGCUUGUCCCCCUCAAGAUGUUUAAUGUGCAUUACAAUGUCAAUCAAUCCUGAGACAAACUUCUUAAAAAAGAUGCAUUAUUGGGUGCCUGAAUCCAUCAAAAUCUUAAUGCUUAGUUUAGGAUAAAAACCUUUACCUGCCAACCUAAGCAUUUGUCUUGAUUCAGCUCUGGUUUUGUCAGUCAUAGGGUUCAAUCACUUUCAGAUAUUGACUUCCACUUACUCAGGUUGC
Messenger RNA from Oldenlandia corymbosa var. corymbosa, 5050 nucleotides. Lineage: Eukaryota; Viridiplantae; Streptophyta; Magnoliopsida; Gentianales; Rubiaceae. The record is from the annotation of a GenBank genome assembly.